AUGAAAACAUUCAGCGACACUGCAAUCUACUACUGCCUACAAGUAGAAAAACUUGACAUUACAUUUCUGAAAGGAAUAUUUCUGAGAGUCAAAGAGCCAGAACCUGAGAUCAUUGCCAUCACAGAAGACUUUGUAUCUGAUCCAGUCCGUCCAGAAGACUCAGCGACUCUCCGGUGUUCAGUCCUCUUCGACCUUAAGAGGAAAACGUGUCCAGUAGAUCACAGAGUGUACUGGUUCAGAGCCGGAGCAGAUGAAUCUCAUCCCAGUUUAAUUUAUGCUCAUGAAAACACUGUGAAUCAGUGUGAAAAGAAUCCUGAAGCUCAGUCGACACAGAAAUGUGUCUACAACUUCUCAAAGAUCGUCAGCUCCUCUGAUGCUGGGACUCAUUACUGCGCUGUGGCCACGUGUGGAGAGAUAUUAUUUGGAAAUGGAACAAAAGUGGACAUUGAAGUUGUCGACACGUGUGAUUCACAAAAGGACAAUACAAUUGUCCUUCUGUUGUUUGCUGCUUUGGCUGUAAGUCUGAUUGUUACAGCCUUCCUUGUUUGUGCCAUCACAAUGAAAUCUUGUGGUUGUUGCAACGCUGCCGUCAGUCUGCAAACAAAUGCUGCAGCAGCCAGUGGUAAUCAUCAAAGUCAGCAGAGAAAUGAGGACUCUCUGGUUUAUUCUACACCAAACAAGACCAUGAGAAAAGCUGGGCAAGCAGGGAGAAGGAAAGCAACAGCAAAGGAAGAGACGAUCUAUACUGAUGUCAGGACUUUUGUGAUAGAAUAACAGUUCAAACACUGGCUUUCAUAAUUGAUGGUACUAAAAAGAAAUUUAUGAUGCACAAUAUGCCAG
Seriola dumerili (greater amberjack) is the source of this 840-nucleotide messenger RNA. RefSeq lists its product as uncharacterized. The record is from RefSeq and is a predicted model, not a curated record. The transcript is spliced from 6 exons. NCBI's taxonomy places the organism in Eukaryota, Metazoa, Chordata, Actinopteri, Carangiformes, Carangidae. The coding region runs from base 1 to 774 and encodes 257 amino acids.